Molecule: messenger RNA, 405 nt
Organism: Lactuca virosa
Lineage: Eukaryota; Viridiplantae; Streptophyta; Magnoliopsida; Asterales; Asteraceae
Source: the annotation of a GenBank genome assembly
AUGGUCAUAGUUGGAGGAGAAAGAAAGACGGAGAAGCCCUUGGAGAAGCACAUGAGGAUGUUGGAAUUGGUGAAGGCAACUCCAAUAUUGACAUCCACGUCAACAGAGACCAGGUUCACAUAUAUUUUAGUCAGGAAGCCAUCAAGUUCAUCUGAUUCAGAAUCAAAAACUUCCAUUAAUGGUGCUAGAUCCUGCAGCGUUGGCAUAAAUUUACUUUGUGCAACACCUCCAGAGGAUGCAAAGAAAUUUAAAUUAGGAUAUCUGAGAUCGUUUCGUUUGGAUCCAACUAAUUGCUAUGAAGUAGCAAAUAUUGAUGAUGGAAGAGAAGAGUUGGAAACACGAAGUCUUGUAGACGUUGUGGGAAUCGAUAAAGAUGAGCAGGUAUAUCUCUUUUUCGCUCACUAA